Messenger RNA from Carica papaya (papaya), 2131 nucleotides. Its product is annotated as Transducin/WD40 repeat-like superfamily protein. NCBI's taxonomy places the organism in Eukaryota, Viridiplantae, Streptophyta, Magnoliopsida, Brassicales, Caricaceae. The record is from RefSeq and is a predicted model, not a curated record. Gene Ontology annotation, molecular function: protein binding.
CUCUCUUCCCCCCCUCUCGAGAUCUCGACUUCUCGCGAUCUCUCUUCACCGUCAUAUUGCAGUUGUGUUCUUUUUCUUCGUAUAAAUAAAUCAUAAAAUCUAUGAGUUUCUUUUGAUGAUUGAGGAUGCUAUUGGUCUGCUGAUGUUUUGAUCUACAGAUCGGAAGAGGAUCUCUCUUCAAUUUCUUCAAUUACCCCUCGGUGUGUAAUUGUCGAGCUGAACAUGUCCCAUUACCACGGGGAUGAUGCUGAGUACAUGGCGGAUGAAUAUGAAAUGGAAGAUGUAGAUGAUGAUAUGGAUGAAGAGUUUCUUUCCAGGGAUAUGGCUGCAUCAGAUUCUGAUGUUGAUGAAUAUGACUAUUCACAUAAUAAAGUGGCUGAUACUUCAGCUGCUCAAGCUAGAAGAGGCAGAGACAUCCAGGGAAUUCCUUGGGAUAGGCUUAGUAUCACUAGAGAAAAAUACAGACAAACUAGGCUAGAACAGUAUAAAAACUAUGAAAACAUCCCUAAUUCGGGGGAAGGAUCAGGAAAGGAUUGCAAAGCUACUGAGAAAGGAGGCUUGUACUAUGAGUUCAGGCGGAAUUCAAGAUCUGUGAAAUCAACCAUUCUUCAUUUUCAGUUGAGGAAUUUGGUUUGGGCCACAUCAAAGCAUGAUGUCUACCUUAUGUCACAUUUUUCUGUCGUUCAUUGGUCUUCAUUGACAUGUAGCAAGUCUGAAAUUCUCAAUGUUUCAGGUCAUGUGGCACCAUCAGAGAAACAUCCUGGAAGCCUGUUGGAAGGGUUUACUCAGACCCAAGUGAGUACGCUUGCUGUAAAAGAUAAUUUGCUAGUCGCCGGAGGAUUUCAAGGAGAACUAAUUUGCAAGCAUCUUGAUAGACCUGGGGUAAGCUUUUGCUCAAGGACAACUUAUGAUGAUAAUGCUAUCACCAAUGCUGUUGAAAUCUAUGUCAAUUCUAGUGGUGCACAACACUUUACAGCAUCAAAUAAUGACUGUGGUGUCAGAGACUUUGAUAUGGAGAAAUAUCAACUUGCUAAGCACUUCCGUUUUCCUUGGCCAGUUAAUCAUUCGUCCCUGAGUCGUGAUGGUAAACUACUAAUAAUUGUUGGAGACAGCCCUGAGUGUCUCUUGGUGGACUCCAAUACCGGGAAGACUGUGACAUCUUUGUGUGGGCACUUGGAUUACUCUUUUGCAUCAGCAUGGCACCCCGAUGGUGUCACUUUUGCUACUGGGAACCAGGAUAAAACCUGCCGGAUAUGGGAUGCUAGGAACCUAUCCAAGUCAGUUGCUGUACUGAAGGGAAAUCUAGGAGCUGUUCGGUCGAUUCGUUACACGUCUGAUGGUCAGUACAUGGCAAUGGCCGAGCCUGCUGAUUUUGUCCAUGUUUAUGAUGCUAAAAAUGGAUACGAGAAAGAGCAGGAAAUUGAUUUUUUUGGUGAGAUAUCUGGCAUAUCCUUCAGCCCUGAUACGGAGUCUCUUUUUGUUGGGGUUUGGGAUCGUACAUAUGGUAGCCUGCUUGAGUAUGGCCGUUGCCGGAACUACUCAUACCUCGAUUGCUUGCUUUGAGUGGGAUUUGCAAGCUGAAAAUAAGCGUGUUGUUCUGGUUGGUUACUGAGUUAAUUUGAGAAAGCCUAGUAACAUAAAAUUUCGGUAGGGGGGUGCGGAUAGAUGUAAAUGUAAUAUGUUGUGCAAUUGUAGGGUAUCAUAUGGUUCAAUUAGUUUUCAUUGCAAUGUGGUGACUGUCUUAUCUAUCGUAAGAAUUGUAAGAGGGAGGAGGGGAUGUACAGAAGGCUAGGAAGCACCUGUGUUGUGCCAACAGCAAGGAGAGAACUUUGCGAUUUAUGGUUCGGACGGGACAACUUCAUGGUUCAUUAAUAGUUGUUCUUAUGGUUCUUCUUAUUGUAAAAGGAGUCUGGAAGUGAACUGAUCAACGGCCAUAGUCGUCUCGUCCAAAGUAUGUUCUUGGAGUUUGGGAUCUUCUGUUUUGCAACAAUUAAGUCGUGAGAUGGAUGGAAAAUCGCAUAAUAGAUGCUUUCGGCCUACAUUUGUUGUUGCAUUUAUCCUUUGUUGAACUGGAAUUGUUUUACAGAUGCGUAUGAAUUCAAGUUCUUUGCCUGCCUUUUUUGGCUUUCUA